CAUGGUGUAUACAUAAUUAUAACGAUUCAGAUUUGAUUUUAGAUCACUAUAUAGGUUUGCAUUUCCAUCCAAGCUGAAGCCAUCAGUUCCAUUUGGUUUAGUAGCAUUAAACGCAUCUUCAUCCAUAUCGUAUUCCAAGGUACCAUUGUCAGUUUGAGGUAUAAUAGGUCAUCAAAAGGCUACAGUUUUUGCAUGCAACAUCGUUACUACAUAUAGGAUGCAUGCUCAAGUUUACACAUGCACAAGAUUUGAUUAAAUAAUAGGCAAAUUUAUUGUAAGCUCAGGCCUAACUGCAUGCAUGUGACUUACAUGCGCAUUCUGUUGACUCGGUUAACGGUUAAAACUUGCACACUAAGACAGCUACUGCACACAGACUUGAUGACUUGGAUCCUGCAUGGUAUACUGAAGUGCAAAGAUUAUGACACUGGGUCUGUUUACAGCAGAGCAAUAAUUGUUUUAUGCAUGCAUAUGUGUGGGUUGCGCAUGCGCGCAUGGUGAUGGGGGAAACAUCUUAAUAAAUGUAAUUGAUUCAUGUGCAUGUCAGCGUUACUUAGCAACUGUUAGGCUAGCUUAUUCAUACUGUCUGAUUAUCUUUAACUCAGUCUGUUUGAACCCUGGCCUCUACUGUGUACCUCAAUUGCAUAUAAUUAGCACAGUUUGUCCUUGACUCUGUAUAUAUACAGAUUGUUUUAGGUUUCUGCGUGCCAAACAAACGCAUAUAAUUAUGAUACAUUCUCAAACUAGCUAAUCAUAAUGUUCAGUGGAAUCGUUGCAAGCUGUUAAAGAUGUACUACUGUUUCGUAUUACAACUGUUCCUGACAAUGGCUCUGUCAUCAGUGCAAACUGCAGAAAUAUUAAAUUUCUCUCAGUCAACUGAUGCUGUAGCCCCAGGUGGAAACAUAAUAUUCAUUUGCGAGGUAAUUGGUCGCUCUGCGGAGUGGAAAAUCAACGACACUUUUCGAUACCAAUCUGAUCCGACUAGGGGCCUCUUUAUUAAUGUCCCUAUAAGGAAUGAUACUAUAUCGGAUUACUUGCUUUUAAGGCUGACUAUCACAGCUUAUGAGUACAACAAUAGUUCGAAAAUAUCUUGUUUUGGUUUUGACCCGGACACCCAACAAGACAAGCUCUUCAUUAUUGCAGGACCACCAUCUGAACCCCAGCCACGAUUCAGUUACACCGAUAAUGGUUUGUCACUCACCAUCACUUGGAACAAACCCUUCACCCACACUGGAUUCAACAUCACUGCAUACUCACUGCUAAUUUACAACACGUCUGAUUCCACAAUGAGAAAUGUGACAUUGGGUCAACAACGUAUGUAUGUGGAUGUCAUUGAUACUGCCCCUACCAAUUUCCACGAGCUACAAUACACUGUAACAGCAUACAACUCAUUAGGGAGCAAUGCAGCAAGUGUCAUUGCAGGAUAUCCAAUUCCAAUUGAUCCUGUUGAAAUUCAAUGGAGAGUUUUGUACGACAGAGACAGUGCACCAUACUUGGAGAUAUGGUUUGAACCAGCCUAUGUUUGUUCCUUCCAAGAUGUCGAGUAUACAGUUUAUCUUGAGAACGUUUCCGGAAACUCUACCCUACAAACCUAUGGUGAUGUUUUGUACAGUGUUCAUUCUGGACUGAGUGUUGGAGCUAAUUAUACAGUAAUUAUAGAAGAACAAAGCACAGUAGGACUCACUGUGUCAAGACAAGAUAUUGUUAUUGAAGCACUGCAUUCUCAGACUAUAAAAGAACAAAGCACAGUAGGCCCUGUGUCAAUACAAGACGUUGAAGCACUGCCUUCUCAGAGUAUAGGUAAUCAACAAGUACAAAUACAUAUCACAGCCAUUGGAGGGCUUGCUGUGUGUUUGGCCGUUUCCCUUGUACUCUUCUUCAUCUUCUUAGCUCUUUACUGCAAGCAAAGGAAAAAAGCAAAAUAUCUAAGAAAAAUCUCGGUUGAUACGGCCAAUAAUGGACGACCAAGCACAUUGCGAACAAGAUCAUCAGCCACAAAGCUAAAUCCCAUUUACGAAGGAGGUGGUCCUGUGUAUGAGAGUCCUGGUGGAGAACCGUUACGUGCCCUUCUAUCAACUAGCACACCGAGUACUCCCAAUACCCCUCUCGAUAACAAUAACCCACGUUACGUCUUUGAUAUGCCCCCACCAGAUCUUCCACCCCCCAGGAAGCUUCAGUUCGUGCUCCCCAACGCCCCAUCCUGUAAUGGAGGGAACCUGGAGGAAGAUCAAGAGAAGGCAGACCUAAAGGUGGCUUUAGAAGAGCCAGAGUACACAAUGACGAGGCCGAUCCGAGCAGUCAAGCCUUCGCCUUUGAUUUUAUCUACUUAAUUUUAUUUUAAUAUACUCAAAAACAUGUAACGUGCGUGUGUGUAACUGUUCAGAAGUGUAAUAAAAAGGUAGAGAAGACAUUGAAUUUACUUCUUUUUUCAAUUUGGAAUUCUAAUUUUUUUUUGUUUUGUAGCAUUUAGUGAUUGAGGCCCUGUCACACAG
This is a messenger RNA of Halichondria panicea, 2489 nucleotides long. RefSeq lists its product as uncharacterized. Gene Ontology annotation, molecular function: protein binding. The record is from RefSeq and is a predicted model, not a curated record. The transcript has 8 exons. The coding region runs from base 786 to 2327 and encodes 513 amino acids. Lineage: Eukaryota; Metazoa; Porifera; Demospongiae; Suberitida; Halichondriidae.